Molecule: messenger RNA, 2735 nt
Organism: Salpingoeca rosetta
Lineage: Eukaryota; Choanoflagellata; Craspedida; Salpingoecidae
Exons: 17
Coding region: 1-2493 (830 amino acids)
Biological process (GO): nucleotide-excision repair involved in interstrand cross-link repair; double-strand break repair via homologous recombination; resolution of meiotic recombination intermediates
Cellular component (GO): nucleotide-excision repair factor 1 complex
Molecular function (GO): single-stranded DNA binding; damaged DNA binding; single-stranded DNA endonuclease activity
Source: RefSeq, a predicted model, not a curated record
AUGGCUGAGGAUGAGGGCAGCAGGCAGGGUGGUGGUGUGAGCGGGGAGGAGAAGGAUGCAGUGAUUGACAACAUGGGCGAGUUUGGGCUGGAUCCCAAGGCAGGCCUGCUUCCUUUCCAACAAGACAUGUUCAAGGACAUCAUGGCCGACGUCGACGCCCUCCUCGUCACGGGACAAGGAAUGGGACUGCAUCGACUGCUGGUGUCCAUGUUAAGGGUCCACUGUGACCCAAAGUCGCUGGUAUUGGUCAUCAACGCAAACGUCACCACGGUUGAGCUGGCCACGGAGGAGCUGAGCUUGUCCACAUCGUUUCCGCCAAAGAUUCUCUCCAUGGACCAGCUUUCCACCGACCGGCGCGAUAUCUACCUGGAAGGAGGCGUUGUAUUUGUGACGUCCCGUAUCCUUGUUGUGGACAUGUUGAUGGGUCGCGUGCCCAUGGCCAAUGUCCACGGCAUUGUUGUUCCCGAUGCCCACCGCGUCAUCCCGACAUCCAGCGAGGCGUUUAUUCUGCGUCUGUUUCGACACGAGAACCGGACGGGGUUCAUCAAAGCCAUCACGGACAGCGCACAGGGCCUCGUCGGCGGUUUCAAUCUCCUGGAGAAGGUGAUGCGGAGUCUGUGGGUGAGCCAGCUCUACCUGUGGCCGCGGUUUGAGAAACGCGUCAUCGACACGCUCAGCACAAGGCAGCCAGAGGUCUUCGAGGUCAAGGUUGACAUGACGUCCACGAUGCAGCUCAUUCAGCUCGCCAUCAGCGAUCUCAUGGUCUCCUGUCUCAAGCAGCUGCGUAAACUGCGCCCCUCGCUGGAAAUGGAAUUUCUCACCGUCGAGCGCGGCCUCUUCCCCGCUUUCGACCAGGCGCUGCGCCGGCAGCUUGAUCCCGUGUGGCACACGCUCGGGUUCCGCACGAAGCAGCUGGUGAAGGAGCUCAAGACGCUGCGCACAAUGGCCAAGUACCUCGACCAGUACGACCCAGUCUCCUUCUACUUCUACCUCGAGGUUGGCGAGCGGGGCGUGUUUGGCGGGCAGUCGGUCGUGCAUCGGCGGCUUGGGCGGCGGGCAGCGCGAGUGGCGCGACGGAGGGAGCGCGCAGCACAGGAGGCGAAGGCCAAACGACAGCAGCGGCAGCGAAGAGGAGGCGGUGGUGACAGGGAUGGCGAUGGUGGUGACGACGACGAUGACGAGCAAGAGGAGUUUGAGACGACGAUUCCAGAGCUUGUUGAUCUCGGGACGGACAUCAUUGAAGAGGCGGACCAGCAGGACGAUUCGCAGCGCGGCGACGGGCAGCAGAGCGACAUGGCUGUACCGCCGGACGAGGAGUUUCGGCGCCACUACCGCGUGCUGCAGCCAGACGACCUCAUGUUCAUUCUGCCGUUUUAUCUCCCCGAAGUGGGCGUGUCCACGGCGCGGUUUGCGCGCAUUCUAAACGACGUGAAACCAAAGACGAUUGUGUUCUAUGACCCACACCUCGCCUGCGCCAGAGAGGUUGAGCUGUAUCAGUCGGCACAUCCCGAGGUGGACCUGCACGUCUACUUCAUGAUGUACAGGACGUCGUUUCAGGAGCAACAAUAUUUGUCGUCGAUUCGUCACGAGAAGGAGGCGUUUGAGCGCAUCAUCACCGCAAAGCGGACAAUGGCGCUGCCUGCGGACCAGGACGGCAGGCGGGGUAUUCGACAGGCCGAGGAGCGCCAACUUAAAACACGCCUUGUGGCGAGCCGGUCCUCCUCCGUGGUUGGGGCGAGCACGCGGCGCGGUGGCGGCAGGGUGGCUGAGGGCGCACCCAGACCCAAGGUCAUUGUUGACAUGCGCGAAUUUCGCAGUUCUCUCCCGUCGCUCAUCCACGAGUUUGGCAUGGACGUCGUCCCCGUCACCCUCAUCGUUGGCGACUAUGUGCUGAGCCCAGACAUUUGCGUGGAACGCAAGAGCCUUCCAGAUCUCAUCGGGUCCCUGUCCUCUGGGCGGCUGUACAGCCAGGUGCUGGCGAUGACGACGUACUACGCGCGACCCGCGCUGCUGAUUGAGUUUGACGAGAGCAAACCGUUCUCCCUCCUCGGCUCUGGCGAGACGCUGUCGGAUGACAUUGAGUUCAAGAACACCAUGUCCAAGCUGACGCUGCUGACGCUGACGUUUCCGUCGCUGCGCGUGCUGUGGUCACGCAGCCCGCACGCCACCGCCGAGCUGUUCUACACGCUGAAGCAGCACCAGGACGAGCCUGAUGCCACAGCGGCGGCGAACGUUGGCGAGGAGGGCACGCACAACGAGGAGGACUAUGCACUGGAGCCCAUGGUGGUGCUGAAGACGGUGCCCGGGGUGACGCCGCACAACGCGUACGCAAUUAUGGAGAAGGUGAAGAACCUGGAGGAGCUGACGCAGUUGGGGCUGAAGCAGCUGCAGGAGGUGGCGGGCAAGGCAAACGGGCGCCUCAUGUACGACUUCUUCAACAACACAACCACAGUUGACGACGACGACAAAGGCCACGAUGACAAGAAAGGGUGACAUGUGGAUGUGGAGAAGGUGACAGUGGUGGCAGUGACAGUGAUGAUUGGUGGUGGUGGUGGUGGUGGUGGUGGUGACAGCGGUGAUUGGUGGUGGUACCACUGCUAACGCACACCGACGAGCAUGGUGGUGUUGCUCCCUGUUCACUGCUGCUGCUGUUGCAUGACUAUGUGUCUGUCCAAUAUGUGCUGUUUAUUGCGGAUCUCUUCGGUCAACAGUUAAAGGAAGAAAGACUACCAGCA